This is a messenger RNA of Phanerochaete carnosa HHB-10118-sp, 1313 nucleotides long. RefSeq lists its product as uncharacterized. The record is from RefSeq and is a predicted model, not a curated record. The transcript has 12 exons. Bases 279 to 1265 code for a protein of 328 amino acids. NCBI's taxonomy places the organism in Eukaryota, Fungi, Basidiomycota, Agaricomycetes, Polyporales, Phanerochaetaceae.
UCAAAUCACUACGCCAUGGUAAGCGUUGAUAUAUUUCGGAGAUGUGCUGUGGCUGCGCAUGAUGAAAAGUCGAAAUUCUGUAUCUAAGGAACGGUAUCAAUUUACCUCGUACCUGCCAUGCAACGCAUCUCUCACAAUCCGUAGAUAACAGAUGCCUGUGGGCCUCAUCAGUCUGCCCAGCUAUAUAUCGCAUGGGAUGCUCAAGUUAUGCAAGCCUCAGUUCUUUCUGAUCCUCUAUCUGUUGUAGUGCGUUUCUGACACGUCCACUCUUUUGCACCAUGCCCUAUUUAGCGCCGCUAUGGAGCCCCGAUCAGCUCCUGCUAAUCGAGCAGAAAUUACGCCAGAUGCAUGUUUACAGCAAAUUAUUUUUCCAUAGCAGCAGCCAGCGGUCUCCGCUUGGAACGGGGUUGAUGUGUCUACUGCCGACAAGUCUUCACGGCUUGGCUGAAGUAGCUGGGCAGACCUGCGCAGGGUUGUCUAUACUUUCAGAUAUCCUUUACUUCAUACUGCAGACCAACUUGACAGCUAUUACGUCCCUUCGACUGUAUGCCCUCUGGAGUCAGAACGGGGAGAUCCUGAUCAUCGUACUCCUGGGUGGGCUUGUCCUUCCCGGCGUAGAAUUGUACGCUUCGACAAGGUCAACCUCACAAGCAUACACACGUCCAUUCUCUGGCUGUGCCUCUACCAUCUAUCUCAGCGCUCGAGAACUUGAGAUAUCACGUAACACUGUGUACAGAAGUUUAGUGGGCUUGUUCCAACCGGCAUACUCCAUUGUAUUUGAAGCGUCCAUCCUGGUCCUGACAUGGAUACGCACCGCGCAUGCUGUGAGAAUUUGCUCCAACACCGUGGUCGUCACGCCUUUGGGUGUGCUGAUUCUGCGAGAUGGAACAAUCUAUUUUGGCGCUAUUUUGGCUCUGAGAGUCUUGAAUAUCAUCACAGUAAAUGAACAGCUGACGGCAUACACCGCACCCAGGCUGACCUUUAUCCUCAUCUCGCGAUUCAUGCUUAAUCUGCGCAUGGUCUACCUGGACGGUCUACGCGGCCGCACGCCCUCGUUCCACCUCACUUCAGUCUCGCACGCGCCGUUCCUAUCCACGAGUAUAAUUGGCAACCUCGGAGCGCCGCUUGACUUUAUCAUCGACGAAUUCGAUGCCGAUGACGAUGAAUGCAAGGCUGACACGCUUAUACAUUACUCGAGCGGGCCCCGCGGACAGGGGAGCAUCAGCUGCUGCGUCGAGCUCGACGACGUGAUUCUCAUCGGAUAGAAGGACGGCGUUUAUUCUGACCGAGCCAGCAGCAUGUCCAGUAGGUUC